Molecule: messenger RNA, 1305 nt
Organism: Kwoniella botswanensis
Lineage: Eukaryota; Fungi; Basidiomycota; Tremellomycetes; Tremellales; Cryptococcaceae
Exons: 5
Coding region: 1-1305 (434 amino acids)
Source: RefSeq, a predicted model, not a curated record
AUGCCACAAGGGUAUGUCCAAGAAUGGGCGUCGGAUCACGAGGCGAUACGAUCAGAAACUACCAACGGGAUCAUCCGACCUUUCAAACUCAAGAACGAAGCGGACCAUAACCUCUACAGGUAUUUACUCAUGGGUAAGGGAGCGCGGGAAGUGCCUCGAGUUCAGGUACCGGAGGAUAUCGCUUGGCAUAUAGCUAGAAUCCUGGAGGGGACGGACAGAGAGGUGACGUUGGCAGGGACGUUUCAGAUCUCGUUUGAAAAGACUUCAGCUUUCCUGGCUGAACUCGCUUUUAUCGGACAAUAUGUUCCCACCUGGUUCAGACUCUAUUACCAAGAUGACGAAUUAGAGAUAUCAUCAAUAUCACAGAACCUUCACCGGAUUUUCUCCCUGCUCACUGAGGCGACAACAAAUCUCCGGGAUGAGAAACAACUUCGUGGGGUAUACGCAGAAAUAUUCCAUCUUGUCUUCUAUGAGAAUGAGGAAACCAAAUCGUUUGAUAUCAGCUCAAAUGUCAAAACGAGUUUUCGGAUCGUAAAUGAAUUGCAUCUCUGGCCUCUGGCUCUACGUGAAACCGACUUGCAGAUUGGUUUCGCACCGGUUGCGCUUCGUAUAAGUAAAAAUCACUAUAGUGAACCUGUCAAUCUUAGUACGGCCGUAUACGCUUUGUCAAGGGAUAUCCUCGUAAACUCAAACGAUGAUCUGUUCGGAUCAUGGUUUCCAUACGUGUUAGUACACCUCAACACCGGUACAUCUGAUUUUAACAACACUCGAUUGGAGAACGAUACUUCCAUCUUACUCGCUUUGAAGCUAUACCAUGCCUUGUACUCACAAGCUAUACAAACCGACCCAGUAGAUUGCCAGCUUCAUGUCAGGGAGACAAGAUAUGUCUUUGGGAUUAGGGUUCUGGCAGAUUGGGUAGAGGUGGUCAUGGGCUUCUUGACCGGCGGGAAGGUGCUCGUCGUACCGAUCUUCGCUUCUCCCAUAUCCAUUCCUUCCAAGUACUUACAGUUCGUCAAUAUCUUACUCAACAUCAAAGAUGAAAGGGAUAUUCGGAAGUCGAUAAUCGAAAAUUGGUUAUGGUGCUCGAGCGGGAGGUCAUCUGAAGAACUCUUACUAAGACUUGCCCGAUAUAGAUCUUCAGCUUCGACCGCUCUUCAGGGUUACUUCAAUUCACCAGGACCAUCAUCUCGAACACCAACCGAAUCGCCUGAAGAGAUUGAUAAGAAGAAACGAAUCAACAAGUGGUUAGAGGAUAUUCAUGAUCAUCGGCAUUCUCUUGAGAGAGGUUACCUCCUUAGCUUGUGA